AUGAGACUGUACGCCUAUGUGCUGGAGGGCAGAGAUUUGGCUGUUGAAGACUCCUACGUGAAGCUGCAGCUGGGGAAGUUCAAGUCCAAAACCAGGGUUUUGAAGAACACCAAAAACCCAGUUUGGAAUGAGGAGUUUGCUUUCAGGGUUCACGACAUGGAAGACGAGCUCGUGGUCUCUGUGUAUCGAACCGUCGAGGGCUCUGGGUUCUUCAAUAUGUCCGCGGAUUUGGUGGGUCGGGUUCGGGUUCCAAUAGGGUCGGUUGCUGCCGAGGAGAAUCACAACUUGCCUGCUACUUGGUUCUCUCUCGUGAAGCCCAAAGGUUCAAGAUCGAAAAACAACAGGGAUUGUGGUUAG
Thlaspi arvense is the source of this 357-nucleotide messenger RNA. Lineage: Eukaryota; Viridiplantae; Streptophyta; Magnoliopsida; Brassicales; Brassicaceae. The record is from the annotation of a GenBank genome assembly.